AUGGCGGCGGACGGGGACUGGCAGGAUUUCUAUGAGUUCCAGGAGCCGGCCGGGAGCGUCCAGGACCAGGAGAACUGUAACGCGAGCCCGGAGGCCGGAGCUGGGGCCCACGCGAGCGGCGACAGCUUCCCGGCCUUGGCCUGCAGCCUGGAGGAGAAGCUGAGCCUGUGCUUCCGCCCCUCGAUGGACGCCGAGCCCCCACGGGCCACCGUGCGGCCCAUCACCAAGCGCAGCCUCUUACAGGAGGACGAGAUUUGGAAUGCCCUAACAGACAAUUAUGGGAAUGUCAUGCCUGUAGACUGGAAGUCAUCCCAUACUUUGCAUUUGCUCACACUGAACCUCUCAGAGAAAGGGAUGAGUGACAGCUUGCUCUUUGACACCUCAGAUGAGGAGGAGCUGAGGGAGCAGUUGGAUAUGCAUUCGAUCAUCGUCUCCUGUGUCAACGAGGAGCCUCUCUUCACUGCAGACCAGGUUACUGAAGAAACUGAAGAGAUGAUGCAGAAAUCACCAGACCCGGAAGAUGACGAGACCCCCACACAGUCAGACCGGCUCUCCAUGCUCUCCCAAGAGAUCCAGAGUCUUAAGAGGUCUAGUAUGAGCAGCUAUGAAGAGAAAGUGAAAAAGCUCUCAGUAUCCGAACUCAAUGAGCUGCUGGAAGAAAUUGAGACAGCCAUCAGGGAGUACUCCGAGGAGCUGGUGCAGCAGUUGGUUCUGAGAGAUGAGCUGGAGUUUGAGAAGGAGGUGGAGAACAGCUUUAUUUCUGCCCUGAUUGAGGUGCAGAACAAGCAGAAAGAGUACAGAGAGACAGCCAAGAAGAAGACGCUUAAAAACGGCACCUCUCAGAAUGGGAGGAAUGAGAGAAGUCACAUGCCAGGCACAUAUUUGACGACAGUCAUCCCUUAUGAGAAAAAGAAUGGCCCACCGUCUGUCGAGGAUCUUCAGAUAUUAACAAAAAUUCUGCGGGCCAUGAAGGAGGACAGCGAGAAAGUUCCAGGCUUGUUAACUGACUAGAUUCUGAAAGUUCUGUGUCCUACGUAGAGCAGCAUCACCUGGAGCGCUUCCCCUUCUAUGGACUCCAGGCUUGAUCUCCUAUGGUGUCACUGGAAGGUGGCUAUCACGAGUCCCUGCUUUUGGAGACCCAGCACACUUGAACUUGGAUUUGCAAUUCAGUGUUAAUAGAUCACGACUUCACUAAUCCAUUAUAUUCUAGCACCGAGAGAGCUAUGGCACUCUUGAAUUCUGGAGAUAGGUUUUGGAAAACUUAACCAUUGUGAACUGGUUUCGGACUUAGCAGAUCGAGGAUAGAGAGAGGGAUAGGGACUGUGCAUGCCGUUACGGUCUCCGUUGACAGUGUGGCUGUUGGUUUUUGACCUCCUCCAUCUGAACUGCACUGAAGAACUAGAUUUCAAGCACUGGGAGAGUCAACCGGAGCUGUUCUCCAGGGAUGGUGAGAAUCAGUGUUGAGAGCAUCUUGAGAACACUACCUGCCAGUGUUGUCCAGAGACUGAGUCCAGUGUGGGCUGUUGUGAAGCGGAACACCACACCUGCACUGCCUUGACCUGAUCGUGGAUGCCGGUCACUGUUGGGAACUCAUUUUGUAACUUUGGCCUAUUUCACCAUUGUUGACUUGUGAGUCAUUAGGAUGCCAUUUGGAGUCAUUAUGAACGUGGGUGUUCUGUGUCUGUGAAGAAGUGUGUGUUGAAAGAGGUCCAUGCCCUCUAAGGUGCUUAAGGAGCUACUAUGGUACUGCCUGUUCUCAUGGUUGUGUUCAGUUUUAUUUACACCUGUGUGCUUUUCUAGAACAAGCUGCUCACGGCUACAGCACUAAUCAUGAACACUUUUGGCAGUUUCAAUCAAGUCAAUGACAUUUAAUAAAAUAAUACAUACUUA
Molecule: messenger RNA, 1890 nt
Organism: Peromyscus maniculatus bairdii (prairie deer mouse)
Lineage: Eukaryota; Metazoa; Chordata; Mammalia; Rodentia; Cricetidae
Source: RefSeq, a predicted model, not a curated record